This is a messenger RNA of Microcebus murinus (gray mouse lemur), 1547 nucleotides long. RefSeq names its product snail family transcriptional repressor 3 (gene SNAI3). The record is from RefSeq and is a predicted model, not a curated record. Lineage: Eukaryota; Metazoa; Chordata; Mammalia; Primates; Cheirogaleidae. Gene Ontology annotation, biological process: regulation of DNA-templated transcription. Gene Ontology annotation, molecular function: RNA polymerase II cis-regulatory region sequence-specific DNA binding; DNA-binding transcription factor activity, RNA polymerase II-specific.
ACCCGCUCGCCGCUUGCCCGCGCAGACCCGCCCGCCCGGAGAGAACCAUGCCACGCUCCUUCCUGGUGAAGACGCACCCCAGCCACAGGGCCCCCGACUAUGGGCAGCUGGAGACGCAGAGAGGAGUCGGAGGUGCCUGUGCUGCCUGCGGGGGGAGGGUGGUGCCCCUCCCCCCGGACAAGGAGGCCCCUCCCGCACCCUGCGAGCUCCCCCGGCCCUGGGACCGCCCGGCCACCGUUGCCCGCGUCUCCCUGCCAGUCCUGCCGCGGCACGAGGGUGCUCUGGGGGCCUCUGGGCCGGCCCCCCUGGAAAUCAGCCGGGUGGACCCUCGGGCUGGCCGGGCCCCCAGCGUACCCCUCAAAGACAGCCCGAACCACCUCAACCUGCCCCCGCUGCUGGCGCUGCCCACGCGGUGGCCCCCGCUCCUGGGCCCGGACGGGGACGGGGCUCCCCAGAAACUGCCUGGGGCUGAGCGGACGACACCCCGAGCCCCGGGCGGCUUCGAGUGCUCCGACUGCCGCAGGCCGUACCACACGCCGGCCGGGCUGGCCAGGCACCGGCAGCUGCAUUGCCACCUGCAGGCCGGGCGCAUCUUCGGCUGCAAGCACUGCGACAAGGAGUACGCCAGCCUGGGCGCCCUCAAGAUGCACAUCCGCACGCACACGCUGCCCUGCGUGUGCAAGAUCUGCGGCAAGGCCUUCUCCAGGCCCUGGCUGCUGCAGGGCCACACCCGGACGCACACAGGCGAGAAGCCCUACGCCUGCCCGCACUGCAGCAGGGCCUUCGCCGACCGCUCCAACCUGCGGGCGCACCUGCAGACACACUCGGACACCAAGAAGUACCAGUGCCAGGGCUGCGCCAGGACCUUCUCCCGCAUGUCGCUCCUGCUGCGGCACGGCGAGUCCGGCUGCUGCCCCGGCCCCUGAGACGCGGCGUGGCUGGUGCAGGUAGGACGGAGGGGACCUCCCCCCAGGAGCCAGAGGCUAGGGUCCCUGCGUGGCCUGGUGCGCCCAGAGGAGCCGGGGGUCCCGGGAUGGACGGGCCCAGCCUCAUGCUUGGUGCCUCUCCCCCUCCCGUGUCCUUCAGAACGAGAGAAGUCCCUCGGACCCGUCAGGACGGGGGGCUCGCACGCAGACUCCCGCCCGCUGAGCCGGUUUUGGAGGAGACUCUGCUCAAAACGAGAACGGAGUUCCGUCUCGACCCGGUCUGGUGCCUGGUUCUCUUCUCCUGAGAGUCGGAGACUGCGGCAGGCAGGACGGUCACCGGCGCUGGAUGUUCCCUGCCCCCGAGCCGACUCCCGGCCACCUGCCCCAUCGCACCUGGAGAUGGACACUGCGACGCGUGGGGAGCGUGUCCGUGCGCUCUGUGCCCAGACGCACAACUACCUCUCGGCCAGCCUGCACCUGCCGCGGCGCAGGGUCUGGGACACGCUGUGUCACGCGUGUGUGCUCCCUUCGCUGGACUCCCCCCACCAAGGGACGGGACGGGGAGAGCCGGCAGCCGGGGCAUGAGGCCAGGCCGAGCCAGAUUCGAGGCUCCCGCAGUGA